UGGUGGUUGGAGGGGCUGCUGUCUGAAAAAGUGUAAAGGGCGGUCGGUCGUUGCCAGCCGGAGAUCGGUGGGAGAGAUGCCAAGCGCUGCGCCCACGGGACCUCCCUGCCCUCUGGUGUCUAAAGAGGUCACGGCCGUGCGAGUCUGUCCUGCUGCUCAUCCCUUAAUUCCCGGGGUCUGUGGACGGCCACUCCUGGAAACCUUUUCUCCCUCACGAGGAGGGCCCCCUCCCCGGCAGAGGUGCGCCUGGGUCUUCCUCAGAGGGUCGAGGAAGGGCUCCGAUCCUCCCUUCUGGCUUCCUCGUUGCUGCAGGUGAUGUUCGAGGACGUGGCCGUGUAUUUCACGCGGGGCGAGUGGAAGGCGCUGUCAGAGUGGCAGAAGGACCUCUACCGCGCGGUGAUGGUGGAGAACUACGAGGCGGUGGCCUCCUCAGGCGGUCCCUCCGUCAAGCCCAAGCUGAUCUGCAGAAUAGAGAGAGACGAGGACCCUUCCGUGGACGAGACCCCCGAGGCCCCCCUGCGGAAGAGGCCCCAGAGCCCCUGGUUGGCAGGAGAUGGAAUCAGGAUAGAAGAGGAGGCAGAAGGCGAAGGGCCCGGCCCCAUCCGGCCACCCAAAGCCCGGCGCGGGAGGAAGAAGAGAGGCCGCCCUCCCGGGACCGAGACGCCGGCCACCUGGGCGCCGCCUGAGCCCGAGGAGGAGGAGGAGGAGGAGGGCGGCCCCCCACGGAUGCCGCUGAAGAGGAACCCCCCCAAGUGCCCGGAGUGCGGGAAGAGCUUCCUCAGCAACGUGGCCAUGACCAUCCACAUCCGGACCCACACGGGGGAGCGCCCCUUCCGGUGCCACCUCUGCCCCAAGGGCUUCCCCUCCAUGGGGGACCUCAAGCGCCACCUCAAGACCCACCUGCGCCCGAAGGAGCCCCCGCCCCCGCCGGGCGAGGGCGGCGCCGCUGCAGGUGCCCCAAAGGCGAAGAAGUGCCUCACGGCCAAGCUGCAGCUCCUGCGGCAGUUGGGGGCCGCCCCGGGCCCCAGGAAGCCCCACACGUGCGCCCAGUGCGGGAAGAGCUUCAACAAGAAGCAGGACCUGCGGAAGCACGAGGGGACCCACUCGACCGAGCGGCCCUUCGCCUGCCUGGAGUGCGGCCGCAGCUUCCGGCUCAAGCAGAUCCUGGUGGCGCACCUGAAGGUGCACGUGGGCGAGCGCCCCUUCGCCUGCCACCAGUGCGGGAAGCGCUUCAGCCAGAAGCACCACGUGGAGAGCCACCAGCGCGUGCACACGGGCGAGAAGCCCUUCGCCUGCUCCACCUGCGGGAAGCGCUACGCCCAGAAGCAGCCCCUCAUCAGCCACCUGCGGGUCCACACGGGCGAGCGGCCCUACGCCUGCGCCGAGUGCGGCAAGACCUUCCGGGACAAGGCCACCCUGACCAUCCACAACCGCAUGCACACCGGGGAGCGCCCCUACCGCUGCCUGCUCUGCGGCAAGGCCUGCAGCCAGCUCCAGCACCUCAAGAGCCACCAGCGGGUCCACCGCGGCGAGCAGCACCUCCUAGCAGCCGGCGACGCCAAGGCCCUGGCCCUCAAGAGGGCCCGCGAGAUGCAGGAGAAGCCCUUCCCGUGCCCCAGGUGCGAGAAGCGCUUCCGGGACGAGAAGAUCAUGCAGACCCAUCUGAAGACCCACGAGGAGGACCCGCCGGCCAAAUUCGCGGACCUUCCGAGCGGAGGAAGCCCGCCUGCCCCAGACCGACCCCCUCUUUGGGCCCUGCCGAAGAAGGCGUCGCCAGCCAAGCCCAAGUCCAGGGGCGGAGGGACCGGGGCGCCUGAGAAGCCGCCUGCGGCUGGCCGCCGGGGCCGCCCACCCAAGAAGAAAAGGUCCGUGGCCUGUCCUGAUUGCGGGAGGAAAUUCACGCAGGCCAAGUAUCUCACCAUGCAUCGGAAGAGCCACACGUGACCAGCCCCUGGCACUUCAGGCGGGAGAACGCGGGGGUGCCGCAAAGGGCAUCUGCAGGAGCAGAAGCUCCGCUUGGAGCACCUCGUGGUCUGAGUUGCGGGACGUCGUCUUCUGAGUUACACGGCACUCUUGGGGCAACAGCCGCGUUGCUUCUGGCAGUAGCCGUCCAGAAAAGCAGCCGUUCCGGAGGCCUGGGGAGAAUCUUCCUUGGGGUCCUUUUCCUGCCUGGCAUCCCGGCAAGAACGUUUUCCUGGAAGGCAGGAGGAUCCACCUCCCAAAGUCCCUGCUCAGCUGUGAAACUCAUCGGAUGGCCUGGAGCCCCAUCGUCACCCUCCCUCCCUCAGCCUAGGCCCUCCCUCGCAGGGUUGUUGUGAGGCUGAGGUGCAGAAGAGGAGAAUCCUGAGCUGGAAAUAUAAAUGGUGUGGUAUGUGAAAGAAACAGUUAAGCGGGAAGGAAAAAGGGUUUUUUCUUCUUCUUAUGAAUUAUUCAUGAAUUUUUAAAAAAUGAUAAUAAUCUUUCACAAUCCCAUUUAUAUUUCUUGCUGUCCCCGCUCUGAACCCCUGAAGAAGGUUUCUGGACGGCUUUGUGUCCUGCAUUUACAGCAGCUGUUUUGAACGAAGGGAUGGUCUUCCGGCAAUGACCCGGGGGGGCCGUGAGCCUCAGGGGGGCCACGGAGUCCACCGGUGGGGGACGCGACUGCCCCCUCAUUCCUGCCCCAUCAGCAGGGGCUGAUGUUGGAGGGCUGCGGUUCAGCCAUCUCCAGAGGCUCUCGCAUGCACGCACGCCCAUCCCUCUUUGAGCCUCACCCAGGGCGGCUGUUUUAGACACCCGGUUCCUAGUCAUUAGGUGUUUGGGUCGUUAGAUUCCCCCGUUGCCCCGAGGAAGCCAGAGGGUGAUGAGCUGGUCAGAAGUCUGUUUGGAGGAGGAGCAUUUGCAUGCAUAUCAAAGAGGCAUUUCUCAUGUAUUAUCCCACUAAAACUGUAUGAACGGGUAGUGGGGGGGGUCACGCAGGGCUCCCCCCAGAGAGUAUCCUGCACAGCAUUGUAGCGCAGGACUAGGCCCUGUGCAUCAGGGUUGAUGUUGUGCCAGGCACUCAGAAGGCGUUGGGCUCUUCUUCAUGGGAGGAUUUAAGAGAGAAGUUGGACGACCCUUUUCCAGGGGGGUUGUUUUAGUUAUGGGUCUCCUGCUUUGGUGGCGGGGGGCAGGGUGGGAGAAUGACUUGAUGGCUAGAGGGGCCCCUUCCGCCUCUGGUGUUCCAUGAUUCUGUGAUCUCCAGUGCAGAUGAUGUCAGUCUGCUGGGGAGACUAGAAAUGCUGCAGACCUUCGGUAGGAUCAUGGCCUUCGUCACCCCUGAUGUUAUAAAACCAUUUCUUCUCCAAGCUGUAAGGGUGCCCUGGUUUGGGGAUAACUGGUGUCCCCGGCUGACCGCCUCCUACCUUUAUCCAAAAAAAGAACCGGUUGGGUGGAUUAACACACAACCGUCCUGGUUUGCCUCCAGCCUUGAUAGCAUUUGCUUUCUGGAUGGAGUGUGUAGGGGGUUGAUUUUUUGCAAGCUGAUUUUUUUUUUCCGCAGUCCUGUAAAACUCACCAUCUCAUCAAGAAUCCCACGCCCACGAUUUCUGACGUACCCAAGCCGGGCUCUGCUGCCCUUCUGCUCAGGCCAAACCUCUUCGGACCAAAGGCGCAGAGUUCCACCCAGGUCCAGGCUGGCUCCAGCCUUCACGUCUGGCAUGAAUUUGCAGCCAUGGGAGUUUAUAAGACUCAGGGCAGUCUCAUGCCGUGGGCCCUGCUGUGAUGAUGUCCAGGAAGGAUGCUGCCAGCGAGAACUCAAUGCAGGGACAGCUCAGUUGGGGUAGAGCCCUCGGCUGUGACACUUGAGUGUCCUCCUCAUGAGACAGCAUAGUUUUUUGGUUCUUUCCACCACCGCCCUCGAAAAAUGGGGUGGAAGACCUCAGGUGACUCAGCCCCAUGGGCCAGUCCUAUUCCCUCAGGCAGGCCUUCCUCGCAGGGCUGCUGAGAGGGGGGAAACGGGAAGGAGGAGAGCCACUGACAUAAACUCUGAAAGGAAAAUAAUAAAUAAUGGUGUACUCUCCCUCACAGUGACCCUGGACGGAGUUUUCCGGGGAGAGAGUCCUCAGAAGUGCUUGGCCCCUUCCCUUCCUCUAAGGGGCAUUUCUGGGACGGUGCAGCUGGCCCAAGGCCACCCGGGCUGGCCCUGCUCCCAAGAGGCACACAGUGGGGGGACUCGAACUCCCAACCUCUGGCUCCACAGCCAGAGACCUUCACUCACCGAGCUCUCAGCCGGCAAAAGUUUGAGGGGAUUUGAAAGCCAGGCGUCCCUUGAACGUUGCUCUUUGAGGUUGCUCUGAUAUCUAUGCGGGAAACGUUCUGCUUUUGCAGCAGCCCCCAGAAAGCUUCUGCCAGCCUUCUGGGUGUUGUUGUCCAGGGCCCUUGCCCCCCCCCCAAACGGGGCUGAUCCUCCUCUUGUGCUGCGGCUCCUGUGACCUCACCCUCAUUUUUCUUAUUCACCGACUCUUCUCUCAAGAGAACAUUUCUGCCCACAUGGAGAAAAAAAUACCACAUGGAGAAAUUAGUCCCUCUCUGUCUUGCUUUCGUGACCCUCCGAGAGCGUCUGGUUUCUUUUGUUUGGUAACGUUGCUUUCUGCGUCAUGGGAGGAAGCCGCAUUUAAUAAAGUCCGGAUUUCAACCGA
Molecule: messenger RNA, 4655 nt
Organism: Pogona vitticeps (central bearded dragon)
Lineage: Eukaryota; Metazoa; Chordata; Lepidosauria; Squamata; Agamidae
Source: RefSeq, a predicted model, not a curated record